AUGCAGGCACGUGCCGCCGAGUUGGCUGGUCGCCCUGUUCCUACUUCAUCCGAUGAUGAAGGUGCAGCUGGCCGCCGACUCGAAGAGGAGAAUGUAAAGAUUAAAGCUGAGCGUGAGCGCAAUGAGGCUAUGACUAGAGACGUGGAGGAGAGUGUCAAGGAAUUUUCUCAAAGCCUUGAAGACAGUCUCAAAGAAGGCAGUGAGAGUUCUACUCGCGAACAUGAGAGGCGCCGAUGGGAAGAGGCUCUGGGAGUGGAGGAUACGAUUCGAGACUUUAUCUACGAUUUGCAGCGUGGUAGUCGUACAGCCAAGAUUCGUAAGGAAGAACAGACUACUCGUUCUGUAUCCAAUGAGCUACCAUCGGCGACAAGAUCUGACCUACCGUCACGACCCGCUCUUCCACCUUCAACAUCAUCAUCCGCAUCCCUCACAGGUCAAACUCACGAGGAACGUGUUGCUUCUGCAAGGGAGCGUGCACAAAGACGCAUUGCUGAGCGUAUGGCUGCUGCUGGGCUUAAACCUAGCACAGACUCCGGCGACACUCUACUGCAGCGCCAAGAGCGCGAGAGGAAGGAGCGUGAAGAGCGUUUGAAGAAGGCGGAGGAAGAAGAUGCUAAGCGGGAGCAAGAAAGACAGCGUCGUCUCGCCGAUGAACGUGCUCCUGCACCGGCGGCUGACAAAGUCGCUGGCAAGAAACCUCCUCCGGCACCUCCAUCGCGCAAGGGUCGACCAGAUAGCGCGCCUGAAUCAAAAAUUGCCGAAGAAACAGCAAAGGCUGAAGAGACUGCGAUUAAGGAACAAGCAAUACGGAAGGAGCAAGAAGCACAGGAAGCUGAAACAAAACAACUUGAGGAAGAGGCUCGACGACAGGAGGAAGAGCUGCAGAAAGAACGCGAAGCUCAUGAGGCACGUCUUCGCGCUCUCGAAGAACAGGUCCGUGCCGGUAAAAUCAAAAAGCAGGAAGAGAAGAAACGGAAGCAAGCGGCAGAGCGAGAGGCAAAAGAGAAAGAAGCCAGACUUGCUGCCCAAAGAGCCGAAUUGGAAGCAGCCAAGGAGCGUGAGCGUCAACUACAACGUGAACUCGAGAAUCUCGAGGAGAGCUCUUCCGACGAGGAGGGUCCUGAGGAGAUCACAGGUCCUCGAGACAACCAUCCUGCUGCACCUGUAGCACCCGUAUACUCUCCGCCUCCAGUAUCUGUGACUCCGGCUGAAGCAGCUGAUGUUCAACCCACACCACCUGUCAACGGUUCACCAUCUAGCAGCCGUAGUGUUCCUGCAGCCGAGUCAAAGAACCCCUUCUUCCGACAGCUGAAUCAACCUGCCGAGGCCCCAGCAGCCGAACCAGCUGCAAUCACACCUUCAGAAAGUCAAUCUACAAACCCAUUCUUCAGACUGCAACAACAGCAACAGGAGGCAGGCACAAAAGCUGCAACCAGCCCAGCAGCCAUCCCUGGUCCACUUGAGCGGAAACCUCGAGCACGUCCCGAACAAGACGAUGACUGGUCUGCCGCUGGAUCUGAUAACGAAUCGUCCGAUGACGAGGAUGAUGAUCGUGUAGGAGGUGGAAGCGCAAAACAACUUGCAAGCAUCCUCUUCGGUACAAUGGCACCCCCUAGACCCUUGAGUGCAAUGGAUGAUUCGAAGUCGGCAACUCCUGUACAAGAGAGUAGUCCUACCAUGGUGCCUCCUCCAUCAGCACCACCAACCCUGCCAGUUGCAGAGGCUCCAUCCUCACCUGAAAGUGAUACUCCCGCGGCAGUGGCAGCACCCUCUGCUCCACCACCGCCUCCCCCUCCUCCACCCCCAGGCACUGCUGCUCCACCUCCGCCACCGCCUCCCCCUGGCGGUGCACCCCCCCCUCCUCCACCACCACCCCCCGCUGGCGGUCCUCCUGCUUCAGCCUUAGGCGGUGGUGGUGGUGCGCCUGACCGAGGUGCUCUAUUUGCAUCUAUCCGAGCUGGAACGGGCUUGAAGAAGGUUGAAACCAAAGAUCGAAGCGUAAGUGUUGUUGCGGGCCGCGUACUGUGA
Molecule: messenger RNA, 2028 nt
Organism: Talaromyces stipitatus ATCC 10500
Lineage: Eukaryota; Fungi; Ascomycota; Eurotiomycetes; Eurotiales; Trichocomaceae
Product: formin 1,2/cappuccino, putative
Exons: 2
Coding region: 1-2028 (675 amino acids)
Molecular function (GO): actin binding
Source: RefSeq, a predicted model, not a curated record